AUGGCAAGCGACUCGUCGGACCUGUCCAAGACGUCGUCGCAGCCGCGCCAGCACCAGCAGACGUCGUCGGCCUCGUCGGCUGACAACGUCAUGGGCAUCGCCGGCGAGGUCAGCGAGUUCGAGGAGCGCCGCAGCGACCUCGAGAAGCAAAAGACGGCCGACGGCAGCGCCCGCUUCAACCGCCUCGGCUGGAAGCGCCUCACCAUUGUCCUCAUCGUCGAAGCCGUCGCCCUCGGCUCUCUCAGCCUGCCCCAGGCCUUUGCCACCCUCGGCAUGGUCGCCGGUGUCAUCUGCACCAUCGGCCUCGGCCUCAUCGCCAUUUACACGAGCGACAUUGUCGGCCAGGUCAAGCUCAAGUACCCCGAGGUCGAGCACUACGCCGACGCCGGCCGCCUGCUCAUGGGCCGCUUCGGCUACGAGGUCGUCGGCGCCAUGUUUGUUAUGCAGCUCACCUUUCUCGUCGGUUCCCACACCCUCACCGGCACCAUUGCCUUUCUCAACAUGACCAACAACGGCGCCUGCUCCGUCGUCUUUGGCUUCGUCUCGGCCGUCAUCCUCCUCAUCCUCGCCGUCCCGCCUUCGUUUGCCGAGGUGGCCAUCCUCGGAUACAUCGACUUUGCCUCCAUCCUCAUCGCCAUUGGCCUGACCAUCAUUGCCACGGGCAUCCAGGCUGCUCGCCAAGAGGGCGGCAUGGCGGCCGCCGACUGGUCCGCCUGGCCCAAGGCCGACAUCAGCUUCGCCGAUGCCUUCAUCGCUAUUGCCAAUAUUGUCUUUGCCUAUAGCUUCUGUAUGUGCCAGUUCUCCUUCAUGGACGAGAUGCACACGCCCCGCCACUACAUCAAGUCCAUCUGGUCCCUCGGCAUCAUUGAAAUCGCAAUCUACACCCUCACCGGCGCCCUCGUCUACGCCUUUGUCGGCGCCGACGUCCAGUCGCCCGCUCUGCUGUCUGCCGGGCCCGUCAUCUCCAAGAUUGCCUUUGGCAUCGCUCUGCCUGUCAUCUUCAUCUCGGGCUCCAUCAACACCACCGUCGUCGGCCGCUACCUGCACGGCCGCAUGUUCAAGGACUCGGUCACGCGCUUCAUCAACACCCCGCGCGGCUGGAUCACCUGGCUCGCCCUCAUCACCGUCAUCACUAUUAUCGCCUUCAUCAUCGCAGAGGUCAUCCCCUUCUUCUCCGACCUGCUGUCUAUCUCAUCGUCGCUCUUUAUCUCGGGCUUCACCUUUUACCUCCCCGCCAUGAUGUGGUUCAAGCUCCUGCGUGAGGGCAGCUGGCACUCCCGCGAGAACAUUGUCCGGAGUCUGAUAAAUGCCUUUUGUUUCCUUCUCGGCAUCAUUGUCCUCGUCUGUGGAACCUAUGCCAGUAUUGUCGACAUUAUGCAUCAAUUCAAAAAUGGCUCAGUCCGAGGCGUCUUUACGUGCGCACCGAUCGCAUAG
Messenger RNA from Hirsutella rhossiliensis, 1434 nucleotides. RefSeq names its product transmembrane amino acid transporter protein. Gene Ontology annotation, cellular component: vacuolar membrane. The transcript has 2 exons. The record is from RefSeq and is a predicted model, not a curated record. NCBI's taxonomy places the organism in Eukaryota, Fungi, Ascomycota, Sordariomycetes, Hypocreales, Ophiocordycipitaceae. Gene Ontology annotation, biological process: amino acid transmembrane transport. Bases 1 to 1434 code for a protein of 477 amino acids. Gene Ontology annotation, molecular function: amino acid transmembrane transporter activity.